UCGAGCACGAAUUAAAAAAAAAAAACGCGCUUCUUGACAAUGAAGACCAACAAAAUGCUCUCCAUGGCCGCGACCUUCCUGGUUCUUGGCGGCGAAAAAUAUGCCGGCGGUUUCAUUUCCCCGCUGGGGGUGACGGGAGUGAUGGUGUCCACCCUGGUGCACAAGACGAAGAAGGAGCAAGAGGUUGACGAUGAUGGUACAAUGCCGAAGCCGGUGCCCACGUCUACGUCUGAAUCUUUGCAGGUGAACGACUGCCGCGAGUUUGAUGAAACGGUCACGCGAGGGCACUACCUCGCCUCGGCGUUUGCGUUCGGUUUCCGCGGCUCGUUUUUCGGCGGGAUCCCGAAAAAGGCGCGCGACUGCGAGCGCGCAGUUGAUAGUCAGGGGAACCAAUGCUACGUGUGGACGUACCCGGACUACUCGUUUCCCGGCCGCUUUCUGUUCUGCCGCAAAGAAGGGGAUGACGCGGGUAUGGAACCGGGUGCGAUCAAGGUCCCGGCAUGGUGCUGGAAUGUGUGGACGCCGUUUGCGCAGUGGCAUCGUGCCUGCUGGUCGGGAAAUCAAUAA
Molecule: messenger RNA, 567 nt
Organism: Amoebophrya sp. A120
Lineage: Eukaryota; Dinophyceae; Syndiniales; Amoebophryaceae
Source: the annotation of a GenBank genome assembly